GGCCCGACUGCGGCGCAGCUCGGCCGCGGCGCGCAGACACCGGGCCCGGCUCCCGAGGGCGCCGUUGGCGGCCCACUCCGCCGCGCUCGGCAGCCGCCCACCGCGCGGGGCCCGAGGCCUGGGGAAGAUGGUGUCCUGGAUGAUCUCCCGAGCCGUGGUGUUGGUGUUUGGAAUGCUUUAUCCUGCAUAUUAUUCAUACAAAGCUGUAAAAACAAAAAAUGUGAAAGAAUACGUUCGAUGGAUGAUGUACUGGAUUGUCUUUGCUCUCUACACUGUGGUUGAAACAAUAGCAGAUCUAACGGUUGCUUGGUUCCCCCUAUACUAUGAACUGAAAAUUGCUUUUGUCAUUUGGCUGCUUUCUCCCUACACCAAAGGAGCAAGUUUAAUGUAUAGAAAAUUCCUUCAUCCUCUUCUUUCUUCAAAGGAAAGGGAGAUUGAUGAUUAUAUUGUACAAGCCAAGGAACGAGGCUAUGAAACCAUGGUAAACUUUGGACGGCAAGGUUUAAACUUGGCUGCUACUGCCGCUGUCACCGCAGCAGUGAAGAGCCAAGGAGCAAUAACAGAACGUUUACGAAGUUUUAGUAUGCAUGACCUAACAGCUAUCCAAGGCGAUGAGCCUGUGGGGCAGCGACCGUACCAGCCUCUACCAGAAACAAAAAAGAAAAAUAAAGCAGCCUCCAGUGAAUCAGCAGAUGGAGAUGAGAAGACAGAUGAAGAAGCGGAAGGACCUUUUUCAGACGAUGAGAUGGUAACACACAAAGGACUUCGAAGAUCACAAAGCAUGAAAUCUGUGAAAACCAGCAAAGGCCGCAAAGAGGUGCGAUAUGGUUCACUGAAAUACAAAGUGAAGAAAAGACCACAGAUGUAUUUUUAGUCAUACACAUUAAGCAUCCCAAGACAAAUUAUGAUAAUGUACCAACUGUUUUUUCUAACAUUCUAUGCAGGAUUAAAUGUUUAUUUAAAUUGUGUUGGUGAUAAGGCCUAUUUUCGUUAAUUUAAAUUUUUAUUUCUUUAAUAGUUACUUCCAAAUUGUGGCAACUUUGCAUAACUGCAUAAAAGUAGUUAUGUAUGGCUUAUUUUUAUAUAUUAUUAAAAAUAAUAAUUGUGUUGUUUCAAUUUCCUGAUCAACAUGGGGUUACCUGAGAUAUAAGUUUGAACACAAACCCACAGUAUACUUGAAAAGAGUCUUUUUUUUUUAUAAUUCAAGAUACAUCAACCUUGAUGGUAUCGAACACAAUACCAUUGUUUACCUCCAUUUAUAUUAUAUCUGUCACAUGAAGAUAGUGAUUAAAUAUGCCUCUAAGGCAUAAUGUAGAUAAAGUAUGUCUUAUGUGUUCUUUAAAUUUUAAAUACCGGUUUUACAUCAUUAACUGAAAGUUUUCUAAACAAGUAUUUGAAAACCAGAUAUCCACAUAGCACUUUCAUUCCCAACUAGUUUUGCACACUUGAAAACUGUUUACUUAUUUUACAACUGUACAUUAUGUUUUAUUGAUACAAUUGUUAUCUUUCAUAUUCUGAUGUUAUAUUCCCUGAAUUAUAUCAUCUCUUUUCCUGUGGGUUUCAUUGUUAGAUUCAUCUGAUUUUCAUAAUAUAAAAAUUAUAGCUGAUUGUCCAGUUUUAACUAUUUUUAAUUAUAUUCCUUACAACCAAGAAGUAUAAACACUAGUUUUCCGUAUUUGGCCCUGCAAUGUAGUUGAAUUUAGCAUGUUUUUAACAUGGGUUAUUUUCAGUUUUUGAAAGUAGUAGCUAUUGUGGAAGAGUCAGAACAAUAUAGCACUUCAACCUUUUCUAAUUUAAACAUUCGAUCUAUUUGCGAGUGUAGCACUUAUGUGUGCUAUCAAUAAAUCUGGUAUGAAUUAGAAUUAUUUAAAUCCCUCGGACUGAGAUAAUUUCCUGAGUGUGUAUAAGAUCAGUGCCUACAAAUUACAGGAGUUGAACUUAUACAUUCGAGACGAUUAGAAUAGAUAUUAGGAAAAAAAUUUUCUUUGAUCCAAGAUACUUUUAGUUAUUGAGCUCUCAAGCUUUUUAAAUGUUGAUAACAUUGCAUUUUGAACCUUGUCGAUAUUUCUGGUGAUGGUGUUAAUUAUAUAACUAAUCAGAUUUGUACAGUUAUACUCAUUUAGAUCAUUUGACUGUUAAACUGUUCAAAAGUGAAAACAAUGAGAGAUUUGUGAGUACUUUGAUCUUUUUAACUUUUAAAAUAUUAAUCCAUUCAGCAACAUAUAUCUCAGAGUGCUGGCAGAGAAUAAAAAGUUACUCAAGAGUACUUUACUAAAAGUCAUACAUUUUUGUGGUUAAAAUUUCUUUUUUUAUAUAUACAUUUUUCUUGAUAAAUGUCUCUUAGAGUAUUUCCUAGGUAACCUGACAUUUUUGAUCAACUACAACUUCUCUCCCAGUGAUUUAUUCUGUGGUUAUCUUCAUCUGUUAUAUGUUGACUAAUAUUUAUCCUUUCAAUUCAGAAAAGUUUCUCUAAUCUGUUCAGAUUUUCUGUGUAUUCUGAUUAUAAACUUUUGGAAGAAAAUGCUUCAAGAGACUUGUCUUUCCUAUGCAAAAGCAGUGCCACCUCAAAUUACCCGACAAGGUCAUGUAAGUGAUUUUGUAUCAAAAACAUUACUUGUGAGGGCUAAUUUGAAUCGUUUCACCUUUUUGAAAGUCUAAUCUCAAUAUUCAGCCUAUUCUUUGUUACAGUAAACUCAUACAUCCUGUUCAAGUGAAAGAAUUAUUUAUCCCUUUAUAUAUCUGGAAUCAAACUUAACAAAAACCAGAAAUAAUCUCUAGUUAAUGCAGCCCUGAUUAACUAGAUUCCUUCACACAGUGCAUCAUGUUCUAUUUCUACUGGUGUACUCUUAUAAAUAAUUGGUAUUACUUUGCUUUGCUAUAACUUGUUUUUUCUCCUUUUCUUACAUUUCUUAAAUUUUGCUUCUUUUUCAGCAAGCUCUUUCCUUUUAUCUUUAUACUGUCUUAAAACUUAAGACAAUAUAAAGUUCUCCUCUUAUUUUGGUGGUGGGGGGAGACCCACACCUGACCAUACAGUGGGAGUCGGGGGUGUUUGACUCCCAGCUCAUCGUUCAGGGCUUGCUCCUGGCAGUGUUCUGAAAACCAUAUUGUGCCAGGGAUCACACCCAGGCCUCUCGUAUAUCAGGCAGGCACUCCAGUUCUUUGAGCUGUCUCCCUGGACAAAAUUAUUGUCCCUCUUAAGAUGCUUUUUAAAGAGAAAAAUUGGUUCCUGGACUCAGUGCCUUAUUCUUUCCUGCCACCACCACUACCACCUGCUACAUGAGUAUCAGACACUGCACAAAACCACUUACGGCAUGAUUUUGGAAGCUGUUAAGGGAGAUCCUGAAAUUAGGGCGAAUGUUCUAUUCUAUAUUCAUUCAUCUUAUUCAGUAACUAGAUCUAGAGUUAGCUUAGGAGAAUUGGCUUAUUCUUUAGUUUAGCAUAAUUUUCCAGUGUAAAAAUGAGGCAAAUAAGCUUUAUUGCUCUGUAAUUGAUUAUUUAGUUCUGCCUAGAUCUCACAUAAGAUUACCUCUACUUACUGACUUAACUUUCUGUCUCUGGUAUUGCUAGAAAAUAGUACUGCCUGCACUAUUGACUCAUUAUACAUACUUGACUACAUAAUUGGUUGAAAAAGAAUUAUAAACAUGUUUUCAGGGAAUUUAAGUCAUAUAUCACCACCAAAGAUCAUUACAGUGUUACAAAGUUUGUAAAUAUUCCACUUUUAUCUAAAAUAUUAGAUAAAUUUUUUUUAAAUAACACAUUUAUGCUUUUGGAAUGCAUGAACUUUUGUGUUGUUUAAGAUGAUAAAAUGCUGCCUUAUUUUAAGUAAUUUGUGUUUUAACCAGAAUGAACUAAAUUUUUAAAAAUUUUUCUUGAAUUGGAAAAAUUAAGGAGUUCCUAGCUACUUAAAAAAAAAGUCCUGUUUUCUCUUAUGUAGGUUGACUUACUUUGCAAAGCUAUUUGAUAAAUUUUGAGAUUUUGUUACUGUUUUAUGCAUUGUAUAUAUUUUAAUUAACAUCAUUUUAGAAUAAAACUUUUAAAAGGUGUUUUCUUUCCUCUUAAUGUUUUUAAGAUUUAACAUUCUAGCAGUGUCCUACAGAUUUAAUGUAUAUUAACUCCUUAAACAUUGACCUUAAAUUAACAUUUUCUCUCUGACAGUUUCUAAAUCUUUGAGCUUUAGUAGUUAAAAGAAAGGUUUUAUAAUUUUCUAAAUCUCUUUGUAAAGACUGUCUUUAAACCUAGUAUGGGAUAAUUUUGCAAAGGUGUUUUUUGAAAGCUUAAAUAUAAAAUAAACAUUUUUUUCUUA
Sorex fumeus (smoky shrew) is the source of this 4303-nucleotide messenger RNA. RefSeq names its product receptor accessory protein 3 (gene REEP3). Gene Ontology annotation, molecular function: microtubule binding. Gene Ontology annotation, biological process: endoplasmic reticulum tubular network organization. Bases 128 to 874 code for a protein of 248 amino acids. Gene Ontology annotation, cellular component: endoplasmic reticulum tubular network; cytoplasmic microtubule; endoplasmic reticulum membrane. NCBI's taxonomy places the organism in Eukaryota, Metazoa, Chordata, Mammalia, Eulipotyphla, Soricidae. The record is from RefSeq and is a predicted model, not a curated record. The transcript has 8 exons.